This is a messenger RNA of Pseudocercospora fijiensis CIRAD86, 2007 nucleotides long. RefSeq lists its product as uncharacterized. The record is from RefSeq and is a predicted model, not a curated record. Gene Ontology annotation, cellular component: chromatin. The transcript is spliced from 4 exons. Gene Ontology annotation, molecular function: DNA-binding transcription factor activity, RNA polymerase II-specific; RNA polymerase II cis-regulatory region sequence-specific DNA binding. Gene Ontology annotation, biological process: regulation of transcription by RNA polymerase II. NCBI's taxonomy places the organism in Eukaryota, Fungi, Ascomycota, Dothideomycetes, Mycosphaerellales, Mycosphaerellaceae. The coding region runs from base 1 to 2007 and encodes 668 amino acids.
AUGGCAUCUUCAGCGGCACAGGAAGCUCUGAGAUCACCUGGCUCACUCCUCGAACGGCAGACUAGCAGCGAUCGGACUCAUCACUGCUCGCUUUGCUCCAAGUCGUUCAAAAGACGAGAGCACUAUCAGCGACAUGUGCGAAGCCAUACCAACGAGAAGCCGUUUGCGUGUCGGUACUGUGCAAAAUACUACAGUCGAAAAGAUCUAGUCGCAAGGCAUGAGAAGACCUUGCAUGCGGAUCGACGCAGGUCAUCGUCAGCGUCAGCCAUGAUAGCGACGCCUUCAGAAGCCGUUGAUGGCUUCUGGCCGGGAGUUGCAGCGGCGGACGAUCUGGACUUCCAGGCUCUAGGUAUUGAGAUAGACCCCUCGCUAUGGGACAAAUCAGAAUUGGCACCGGGAGCUUCUCUGUCGCCAUUCCAACUUGACCACGAUGAAGGCAACACUGUCGACCGACGGGAACAGCAUGUGGAAAUGCUGCUUGAUCCGGCACUUACUUCUGUUGGACCAGUAGGUGAUGCUCAGGCGCAAGGCGAAGUUAUUCCCGCCGCGGUAGCAAUGUCGCCGAGUGUAGCCCCUGAGCCACCUUCGCCUUGCCCCGAAGUCAACAUCUCAAACCACGCGCUGUCUUCUGCACUGGACCAAAUUACUCUCUCAAGCACCUCGGGAUAUCCACCUCCUACUUUGGACGAGCUACGUCUUUGCAUCAGCACCUAUUUUCAGACCUUCAAUGUACAUCUUCCGCUUUUCCACACACGUACCUUUGAUUGCGCAAGCCAGCCUCCGGAACUGCUGCUGUUGAUAGGGGAUUUGGUCCAGCCCAAUACAGGCCCUGACAGCGGUGUCGAUCUGGCUGCUGCACGUACUCAAUUCCUUCUUUCAUUCUUCGCUGUGUUCAGUGGCAACCAAGAAGUCGUGGAAAGUGCAUUUGGUAGGCUUGGCAAGCUCUCGAAUGCGUAUCAACUGCUACUGCGAAAGUUGAGAAGCAAGAACGCAAACAGUAUUGUCACUACGCUAUCAUGGCUCCAGUGGGUGGAGCAUGAAUCCAUGAAACGCAAUCUGAUUGCCACAACUUAUGGCGUGACUCCCGCCCUCUCCGUUCCAUACCAUGGCGAUGUAGAAUUGCCCUGCUCGGAGAAUCUCUGGCAGGCCGAGAGCGCUGAUGAGUGGCACCAUCUCCGCCCAGCUGAGCAUACACUGCCCUCGCUUCGGGACUCCGUGAACAUCCUGACUCUCAAAGCAACGGCCAAAGAGCUUCCGCCUGGCGCGUACACUUGGUCUCACUUCGCCGUGGUUGUCGUAAUGCACACGAUGGCGAUCCAUAUGUGGCACGGUGGCUACGCCGACCAAGAAAAUACUUCGCUGUAUGGGACCACCCUUGCAAGAUGUCGAGACUUGAUCAAAGCAACCGGUGAAGCUCAAUGUGGCGACUGGCUACAGGCGAAACCAAGCUUUCUUUUCAACGCAUCCUGUAUACUGCGAAUAUGCCAUGGAAGAUCGCAUCCACAGCUACUUCAGCCGGACAAAACAGCUCUGCUUCGCGGUCAGCCCGAAGAUGCGUCCAUCGCUAUUCAAGAAUACGCUACAGCGCCGAUGACACGAAGUAAAACCAUGACAGAGACCAUCGCUGGAGUGUUUGAUGGGCUUUGUGCGUCAGACAGAAGAUCUCUGCUGCUAUUGCGGAAGACCGUGGCGUUGACAUGGAGCUUUGAGCAUGCAAUUGCUUCUUGGGACACGGUCCUUCUUGUUUCAAGAUGGCUACAUCAUAUGGACCUUCUCGCUCCCCAAGACAUGGACGACGAAGAGGUUCAACUGCUUGACCACAUUAUCACCGUACUGAGAACAGCUGUUUGCGAUUUUGGCGAUAGUACCUGUAGGUCGAAGGCUGCAUCCAUGCUACGCCUCUGGGUCACUUUCUACGAAGACACUUGGGUCUGGGGCGUCGUGGCACGCAUGGGUGCUAUCUACCGCAGUCUCGCGAAUGUUUAUGAGAGAGCGAGCCCCGGAUGA